AACAGCUAUGUUAUCGCAUUUUCACUUUUGAAAUCUGAUUCUUCGAUUUCUCCCUCUCUCUUGAUCCUCCAAGUGUACUCAAGUAUCUAUAUCUAUAUUCUAUACAUCUCUCUCAAAUCAAACCAAAUCUCCAAAAUGUCUCUCAGUCUCACAAACCUCAUCUACACCACCCCCUUACCUACUUUACCGACAUCUCCGGAUAACUUCCCAAUACCUACAACCGUUCCAAAUGCUACCAUUCCCACCAGACUCCCCACUUCAGCACUCUCCCUCCCUCUCCCAACCAUGGCAACUACAUCUCUUCCGCUAGAUCCGUUGCCCAUCAAUUACAAUUUCACGACUACGGGUGCUUCAUCGUCGACGGGAACUGCAAUGUCAACCCAAACCAUAACGGUUUCCGCUUCUCGCAAUCACUCUCCUGGCUCCCCCAAGUCCGCCGGGACGGAUCGAGAGUCUACAUUCGGUCUCUCAGCAAUUCUCCUUUUCGCUUCAGUUCCUCUUUUUGUCUUCUCUUAUAGUGCCACUUUAUAUCGAGAUGAUCUCUAAACGACCACAUCAUGAAAAGCAAAGCAAAGUACAUGCUCAUCGCUCAUCGCUCUCCCGAAUAUCCGAUUUUCAGUGGGUCCAGAUCCGGAACUUCAACAUCAUCGAAUUUAUUUGCGUUCGCCUUGCAGGAAUUUUCCCUACCAGUUCGUGCGGGCAAAAGUUAUAUAUCGGCUCGGAGCAAUCUGUCUUGCUUUCCUUUUCAUUGGAGCGGUUAAACAUGGCUAAAUGGGACCAUCACCAGCUGUCAAUGGCGGGGUCCUGUACUUAGUGGGGGGUAGCUACUGCAUCGUCACGUAACCACCAUCAUAGAGCUACAAAGCCCCUAAUCGACCUGAAAACACCAAAUCUUCACUCCACCAACACAAUAUUUCACUCCUCAAUAUCUGUUUUUUUGCUUCAAUUUCAGACCUCACAAAUUGACUACAAUUACAACCAAAAGAAAGUAACAAUGGCAGAAGAAAAUGUAAGUAACCCCUCAUUUACACACCAACUUACAACACACUAACAUCACAUCCCCAGAACCUCUCCUUCAUCCUCAACAAACCCUUCGAUGUCUCCUUCUCCGAACGUCCGAAGCCCACACUCAAAGACCCCCACGAUGUCCUCGUAGCAGUAAACUACACAGGAAUCUGCGGUUCAGACGUCCACUACUGGGUCGAAGGAAAAAUCGGCAGCUUCGUCGUCGAGAAACCCAUGGUCCUGGGCCACGAAUCCUCAGGAACAGUAGUACAAAUCGGUUCCUCCGUCACAUCCCUCAAAGUAGGCGACAAAGUAGCCCUUGAACCCGGAAUACCAUGUCGACGCUGCACCGCCUGCCUAUCAGGAAAAUACAACCUCUGCGAUGACAUGAUCUUCGCCGCCACCCCUCCCUACGACGGGACCCUCACGGGCUUCUGGGUCUCCCCCGAGGAUUUCUGCUACAAACUCCCCUCGCACGUCUCCCUCCAAGAAGGCGCCCUCAUCGAGCCCCUCGCAGUCGCAGUCCACAUCACCAAACAAGCCUCCAUAACCCCCGGGCAAACCGUCGUAGUAAUGGGCGCCGGACCCGUGGGACUCCUCUGCUGCGCCGUCGCCAAAGCAUACGGAGCCUCAAAGAUAGUAUCCGUCGACAUCCAACCCUCCCGUCUAGACUUCGCCAAAGACUUCGCAGCAACCCACACCUUCACGCCCUCACGCGUGUCCGCCGAAGAAAACGCCUCCAACCUCCUCUCACAAACGGGACUCGGACAGGGCGCAGACGCGGUAAUCGAUGCGUCGGGCGCGGAACCCAGUAUCCAGACCUCGAUCCAUGUCGUACGCCGUGGAGGCGUCUACGUGCAAGGCGGAAUGGGAAAACCCGAUAUCUCAUUUCCGAUCAUGGCGCUGUGCGCGAAGGAGAUCACGGCAAAGGGAAGUUUUCGGUAUGGUAGUGGGGAUUACAGGUUGGCGGUGGAGUUGGUGAGUAGUAGGAAGGUGGAUGUUAAGGCGUUGAUUACGAAGACGGUGGAGUUUGCGGAUGCGGAGCAGGCGUUUAAGGAUGUGAAGGAGGGGAAGGGGAUCAAGAUCUUGAUCAAGGGGCCGAAUGAGAAGGCUUAG
Messenger RNA from Hymenoscyphus albidus, 2121 nucleotides. Lineage: Eukaryota; Fungi; Ascomycota; Leotiomycetes; Helotiales; Helotiaceae. The record is from the annotation of a GenBank genome assembly.